Molecule: messenger RNA, 641 nt
Organism: Balearica regulorum gibbericeps (East African grey crowned-crane)
Lineage: Eukaryota; Metazoa; Chordata; Aves; Gruiformes; Gruidae
Source: RefSeq, a predicted model, not a curated record
ACACAGUGACCAUCAGAACCAGGAAGUUCAUGACAAACAGACUGCUUCAACGAAAGCAGAUGGUGAUUGAUGUUCUUCACCCUGGAAAGGCCACAGUCCCCAAAACAGAAAUCAGGGAAAAGCUGGCAAAAAUGUAUAAGACAACCCCUGAUGUAAUUUUCGUCUUUGGCUUCAGAACUCAUUUUGGUGGUGGCAAGACAACAGGUUUUGGCAUGAUCUAUGAUUCCCUCGACUAUGCAAAGAAAAAUGAACCAAAACAUAGGCUUGCCAGGCAUGGCUUGUAUGAAAAGAAGAAGACUUCCAGGAAGCAGCGAAAGGAGCGUAAGAACAGAAUGAAGAAGGUCAGGGGCACAGCCAAGGCAAAUGUUGGUGCUGGCAAGAAGAAGAAAUGAAGUAUCUAGCAGUAAACGAACAUAUUUCAGAUGGGAAAUGGAUAACAGACUACAUUAUUGUAUGAAGAAGUACAGAGAGAAUUAUUCUGGAAAGAAGCUGCACAUCUAGCUUUAACAUCAAAUAAACUAUGUCAAUAAAAUGCUGGCUUGCCCUUUGGUUUUGAUUUGAAAGCUACCAUUUUGUAAAGUUUGAGAAAUUCAGGAUUGGUGUGCUGUUUUGCACUGUAUUAAAAUCUUUUCAUAAUUAAA